Messenger RNA from Carassius auratus (goldfish), 4847 nucleotides. RefSeq names its product protein NDRG4. Bases 153 to 1529 code for a protein of 458 amino acids. Lineage: Eukaryota; Metazoa; Chordata; Actinopteri; Cypriniformes; Cyprinidae. The record is from RefSeq and is a predicted model, not a curated record. The transcript has 18 exons.
AGGGAGGGUGGAACAGAGGUGGAGAGAUUCAGACAGCAUAGCCCUCACUGGGUAGACAGCAUCGCUCCGAAACGCACUCACGAGCAAACAAAAAGAGGCUAAACACAUCAGAAUACUUUAAGACGAUAACAGAACACAGUCCUUCAGCAGAGAUGGGGCCUGGAUUGUUCUGGAACUUCCCAUCCAAGACUAGCUGCACGGUUCCACAGAGCCUGCUGCAGACAAUGUUGCUCUCCAGGAUGGCUGGCAUGAAGGAUCAGCAGUUCACUGAAGAGAAACCGCUACUGCCAGAAUCCAGGGGACAGGAAACAGAGAUGGCCAAAGGACAGUGUGUGCACGCGCUGCCCUGUGCUACACCCUCCCCCCCCACGGCUCGCCCCCCAAAACGCUGGCAUGCCAUCGCUCAACACUGGCUCGGCCUGACGCGCCGUCGGACCAGCGGGUACUUCCCGGAAAACUGUGAGACCUUUGUGGCAGAAGGAGACUGGAAGGAACAUGACAUUGAAACCCCUUAUGGGAUGUUGCAUGUGGUGAUCCGCGGGGCUCCCAAGGGAAACAAGCCAGCUAUCCUGACCUACCAUGAUGUUGGGCUCAACCACAAGCUGUGCUUCAACACCUUCUUCCACAAUGAAGACAUGCAGGAGAUCACUAAGCAUUUUGUGGUGUGCCACGUAGAUGCCCCUGGCCAGCACAUUGGUGCCCCUCAGAUGCCACAAGGGUAUCAGUAUCCCACCAUGGAUCAGCUAGCUGGGAUGCUUCCUAGUGUGGUGCAACACUUCGGCUUCAAGAGCAUUGUUGGAAUUGGAGUGGGGGCUGGUGCCUACAUCCUAGCCAAAUUUGCGCUGAUUUUCCCUGAUCUUGUGGAGGGUCUGGUUCUACUCAACAUUGACCCCAAUGGGAAAGGAUGGAUCGACUGGGCCGCCACAAAAUUGUCAGGACUCACCAGUACUUUACCAGACACUGUCCUGGCCCACCUCUUCAGCCAGGAAGAGCUUAUGAGCAACACAGAAGUGGUCCAGACUUACCGCCAACAGAUCAACAACACCAUCAACCAAUUCAACCUGCAGCUCUUCUGGAACAUGUACAACAGCCGCAGGGAUUUGGAAAUGAACCGCAGUGGCUCUGUGCUAAAUGCUAAGACCCUGAGGUGCCCAGUCAUGCUGGUCGUAGGUGACAAUGCUCCAGCUGAGGAAGGCGUGGUUGAGUGCAACUCUAAACUGGAUCCAACCAACACCACAUUCCUAAAGAUGGCUGAUUCCGGUGGAAUGCCUCAGAUUACACAGCCUGGAAAACUCACAGAGGCGUUCAAGUACUUCCUGCAGGGAAUGGGUUACAUUGCUUAUAUGAAGGAUCGGAGAAUGAGUGGGGGGCCAGUGCCUUCGGCCAGUAUGACCCGUCUUGUUCGCUCGCGAACGGCCUCUCUGACCAGCGGCGGCUCUGUGGAUGGUUCUCGUAACCGCGCAUGCACACACUCAGACAGCACUGAGGGCGUCGGGCAGGUCAGCCACACCAUGGAAGUGUCCUGCUGAACACUCUUGCACUGUCUCACACGCACACAUUUAGAGAGUCGUGGCAUGGAAGGAGGGCGUGAGAAGAAUGGAGGUCUCAUAUUGCUUUCAUUCUUUCUUUCUCAGCCAUUUUCUAUGUCAUUUUCUCUCAGUUUUUUAGUGUUAGCCAUCUUAAAGGAAUAGCCGACUCAAAAAAAAAAAAAAAUGCCAUAAUUUACUCAACCGGAUGUCUUUAGAAACCCAUAUGACUUAAUUUCUUCUGUAGAACACAAAAUGAGAUGAAUAAAGUCCAAGCAGCUAUUUCCCAUAUAAUUAAAGUGAAUGGUGACCACAACUGAAUUUCAGUCGAUAACUACAUGUGUGUGUGUGUGUGUGUGUGUGUGUGGAUUAGCUUUAGAAGACCUGAAAUGUCAUGCACAGGUCAUGUAAACCACUUUUAUUAUACCUGAGCAUGAUGCCUCUUGGUCCCCAUCCACUUCCAUGUUAUGGAAGAGAGCUGCUUGGACAUUCUGCUGAACAUCUUUUGUGCUCUACAGAAGAAAUAAAGCCAUACAGGUUUAGAAGAACUCUAGUAUGAGGUUUUCUUUUCGAGCAGAAUUAUUCCUUUAACCUGUAAAAUGCUGUCCUUUUUUUCCCUUCAAUACAGUGUUUAGUUUCCCCCCAACUUUGUAACGCGGUUACUUAACGCUCUAUGUGUCAGUAUUCUGCACCCUUUGCUUGCUGCCUCUGGCCUUCAGCUCCUCCUAAGACAAAACUACAAGUCCCAUCAGCCCCUGCUCUCACUCAUUCUUUGAGGAGAAACUGAUUGAUUGGGUCGCAGUUAGAAGGGGUUGGUCUUGAGGAACAGCAUAAAGCAAAGUAAAAGAAAGAAGAAAGGAGGGUUCUUAAACCAGAGUGCUUUAAAAGUUACAUUUGUAGCUCUCCCUCUCAAUUUUGAGUGAAAGCAAAGUGAUUGUAUAUAGGCGAAGAGGGCAAAAAUCUCUUAACCAGUAAACAGUGGCUUUCAGCUAAUCAUCUCAGCUCAUUCAGUCAUUGGGAGUGUAUGUAUCACCACGUACUGUAAGAAAGAAUCAAUUUCUGAUAGUUUUUUAGCAUUAUUUGAUAUCAUGAUUGGUUUUCUAAUUUAAAAUGUUAUUAAAGCAUGAAAAAUGCUUUAAACUGUUUUUCUCCAUUAAAGCAGGAUCAGAAGUAUGACUUGACUUGCCUUAAAAGGUAUUUUUUUCAUGUUAGCUUCAUUUCACCAUUCCUUUAACAUUACGCACUAAUACAAUCAAGUGCUCUUUCAAAUCAAGUCUCACUUCGUUAAAUACGACAUACCUAGUACCCUUUUACCCACUCUCUGUCAUAUGAAAGCGGCUUUGCCUGGGAUCGGUUCUGUACGGUCUCCUUUUUAUAGACAAUCAGCUUCUGACCCAAACCAAACCGGAACCGUCGACUGAGGCAGAGCCUGUGUGAUAGAGUUUGCAGGUCGUUAGCGGUACAGAAUUACAGCUUCAAGCUUCCUUUACAGCACCCAGCCCCGCUACAAGAAUAUACCAAAGCUACUGAUACAAAUGCACACACAAAUGCACACAUACACAUUUCGCAAUGAGGGCUGGGUUCUGCAGGGUAACAGAGCUUUUGGGUCCAUAUAUACUGUAUAUACACACACACACAAACAGGCACGCACACAAUUCAUGUACUCACAUUUACAUUUACAUUUAGUCAUUUUGCAGAUGCUUUGAUCCAAAGCGACUUACAAUUGGGGGAUGCAUAAAGCACAUUACUUGCAUGCCACUUACAUAUAACCGACACUGAAAGAUUCAUAAGCAUUACAAUUGAUCCAUAAUCAGUGCAUGCUUAUUUCAUAAUUUACUAUAGAUCUGUAGAUUCAGAUUUACUUAUUAUAUGUGACCCUUGUCACAUUUCCAAAUGUUCAUCAUAGUUUGAUACAUUUGAUAGUAAAUGGACACAAAAAAUAUUGUUUGUGUUCCCAUUUGCACCAAUAACAAAAAAAAAAACAAAAAAAAAAAAACAACACAGACCAAAACAAUAGUGUUUUUAUGACUUUACAAAUGUAGAAAAAAUGAAGAGACUGAUUAUGGUGUUUGAUGUCACUCCCUUUUCACUUCCCUUUUUGUUAGAAAUACCUACAUAGCAGCAGCUAUCAGGUAAUAUACAAAGUAUGGUGUUAUAUUUAAAAAAAAUUCUAGAUUUGCAAUUUUAUUAACUGGAAACAUGUCAUCAAAGUCUGUGAAAUAACAUGUGUGGUUUGUCUACAUAAAUCAUUCGAUUUUUCCAGUCUGAAAAAUCUAUUGAUUUAUGUACACAAACUGCACAGAAUUUUGAGAGAAAAACCCCACCUACACAACUGCACAAAUAAAAUAAAUAAAUGAACGAAUGAAUGAAUGUACAAAUGAGCAAACGAAUGAAUGAGCCAACAAACAAGUAAAAGAAAUAAUGAACAAAUUAUUUGAAUCAAGGUCCAGAGAUGACUGACAUGAGCUGAGAUCUGAUUGGCCGAUGCAGUUAACAUGGGACUUAUGAGGGCGGAGCAACCGUUGACUUUCCAUUCCACACUCACGCUUUUCUGUCUUACUGAAUGUCAUUUUUUCUGCGACAAUUACGACUUUUCAGGGGUGUUUCCUGCAUGUUUGUCUGUAAGGGGCGGGGCUUUCUGGAGCAUGUAGCUCCAAGCUCAGAAUGUAGGGCAAAUCCCACCCCAACAAACCCAACCCCCAAAACACAAGGUGCCCCGCCCCUCACAGACACUUCCAGUCGCCCCUUAAGGGCUAUCGACCCAGGCAAAGCAUCGUGAUCAACCUCACUCCGUGCAAAGCUGGGCGCAGUACUGUAGAUACUGUACAAAGAGAAAAACGAAUGCGUGAUAUGGAAUAAACAGUGAAUGUGACAGAGAAAAGAGAGGGAGAGGAGGAGCGAAAGGAUGGUGUUCAAAGCAGGAGGGUGAAAGUCAAACACAAAAUAUUGACGGGUUUCCUCCUAAAGACUGAAUGGACAAGCACUCGUUCUUCCCCAGUAUUGAUUUGCAUGAGUUUUGAUAAUGCAACCUUGUGUUUGUGUCGUUUUUCUUGAUUUCCUGUCUGAAGUAUGCAGUCGUUAGCUCUUAUUAAGAAAUAAAGAGCAUGCCCACCUUUCAAAGGUGUACUUUUUCCUGAUCCCUGAUCUCUGCCUGGGGGCCCUGAAUGUAUAAUGUCCUUUGGAAGUGCUGUACAGUAUUGUCAAUGUGGCCCCAUAUCACCUUUUCUUAAAUCAGGGCUCACACCAGUUUGACCUGCCACAUCUGCCUUCCCUUGCACCCUUUUCCUUCUCAAUCUAUGUUCUAUGCUGUAGAUAUUCGCU